Anopheles maculipalpis is the source of this 1563-nucleotide messenger RNA. RefSeq names its product CWF19-like protein 1 homolog. The transcript has 3 exons. Gene Ontology annotation, biological process: mRNA splicing, via spliceosome. Gene Ontology annotation, molecular function: RNA lariat debranching enzyme activator activity. The coding region runs from base 122 to 1561 and encodes 479 amino acids. The record is from RefSeq and is a predicted model, not a curated record. Lineage: Eukaryota; Metazoa; Arthropoda; Insecta; Diptera; Culicidae. Gene Ontology annotation, cellular component: post-mRNA release spliceosomal complex.
AUGUGGUGAUGUACGGGGAAAGCUGAAAGCAUUUUUCGCGCGCAUUGAGAAUGUAAACAAGAAAAGCGGGCCGUUCGAUUUGGUGCUGUGCGUUGGUGAUUUUUUCGGUUCCAACCCGGAAAUGGAAGUACUGCAGCAGUACAAAAACAACGUAAAGACAGUUGCUGCACCCGUUUACAUACUUGGUCCCACACGUCAGGAGCAGGCUGAAUGCUACACGGGAACAGAGGAUGGAGAUAUAUGUACAAAUCUUAGCUACCUCGGAAAGCGGGGUGUUUAUACAACUUCCGGUGGUCUUAAAAUUGCUUACCUUAGUGGUAUUGCAAGCUCAGAGGGUAACACCGAGGGCAACAAUGAAUGGACAUACGGUAAAGCAGACGCCAUCGCUGUUCGUGAUUCCUGCUUAGCUAGCAAGGCUAACAUGGGAGAUUUUAGAGGCAUAGACAUAUUGCUAACAUCUCAGUGGCCUUUCGGUAUGCAGGAGAAUGUAAAAGAUAGUUCCAAGCUGGUUUCAUGGCUAGCGAAUGCCGUGAAACCAAGAUACCACUUUUGUGGUUUAAAUGAUGAAUUCUAUGAAUCUCCACCGUAUCGAAAUCUACCGGACAAAAACACCCAGAUGGAACUGGCAACUCGGUUCGUUGGCCUAGCAAGCUUUGGUAAUCCCGAGAAGAAAAAACACAUCUACGCAUUAAACAUAACACCGGUAGAGAAAAUGCGUGUGCUGGAAUUGAUACAAAAAACCACUGAUGAAAUCCCUUCUCCUUACACCGACCUAUCGCUCCUAACGGAAACCGAUAACAGAAACACCGGUGACAAAAAAGACGAUCAAUACUUUUACGAUAUGAAUACGUACGAUGAUAACAAUCGGCGAAACAAACGACGCUCCAAUGAUCCCAGCCAGGGCCAGAAGCGUGCCAGACCAACGUUCGAUCAGGAAAAGUGUUGGUUCUGCCUGUCUGCCGGUAGUAUCGAAAAGCAUCUGAUAAUAUCGGUUGGAGAUCAUUUUUAUCUCGCACUUGCGAAGGGUCCAAUCACCGAAACUCACAUCCUUAUCCUUUCCAUCACACACAUACAGUGUGCUGCAUUGUUAUCAGAACCACAGUGGACGGAAUUGGUACGUUUUAAAAAAGCGCUCACCCAAUUUUACGCCGAUCGUGAUCAGAAGGUGUUCUUUUACGAACGGAACUUUAAAACGGGCCACCUACAAAUCAACGCUAUCGGAAUCGAUGAAAACGUUGCUUGGAAGAUACAGCACGUGCUGGAGGAUAAGGGGGAAGAGUACAGUGUGCAGCUGGAGAAAGUGCCAACACUCAAUGCUCCAACAGACCUACCGGAAAAGGGACCCUACUUCGUGGCGGAACUACCGGAUGGGACGGUAAUGCUGACACGACAAAUGAAAGGAUUCCCGUUGCACUUCGGGCGGGAGGUUAUCUGUGCGGACAAUUUGUUAAACUGCGAAGAGAAAGCGGACUGGCGGCAGUGUAACGGUACGAAGGAGGAAGAGGACGAGAUGGUUAAAAACUUUCGUGAAAGUUUCAAACCGUACGAUUUUACGGUAUAAUU